AUGACCUUGCCAACCCAUUUCACCCUCAACACAGGGGCCAAGAUCCCAGCCAUUGGCCUGGGGACAUGGCAAUCUCAGCCUGGUGAGGUCCGCAAGGCCGUGGCCUAUGCCCUCAAGGAUGGUUACCGCCACAUUGAUGCCGCUUUUGAUGUACUAAGAAUACUCCCAGGAAACGAGAAUGAGGUUGGCCAAGGAAUCAAAGACAGUGGCGUGCCCCGGGAAGAAAUCUUCUUGACUAGCAAACUUUGGAACACGCACCAGCCCAAUGUGAAGGAAGGUCUCCAAAAGAGUCUUGAAGCUCUGGGCGUGGACUAUCUUGACCUCUACCUCAUCCACUGGCCUGUUCGACUAGUUCCGAACGAAUCCCACCCUCUUCUACCAGUCAACCCCGACGGUACUAGAUCGGUCGAUCGGUCAUGGGACCAGAGCGAAACAUGGCGACAGAUGGAGGAGGUUUACAAAUCUGGCAAGGUCAAGGCCAUAGGGCUUGCAAAUUGGUCCAUCUCCUACCUGAAGGAACUUGAGAAAACUUGGACGGUCGUACCAGCCGUCAAUCAAGUCGAGCUACAUCCCUUCCUUCCUCAGCACGAGCUCAAGCAGUAUUGCGAGAAACUAGGAAUUCUGCUUGAAGCGUACUCUCCACUUGGAUCUACAGGUGCCCCUAUUAUGUCAGACCCGGAAAUCCAACAGGUCGCGGACAAAAAUGGUGUGUCAGCUGCCACUGUUCUGAUUAGUUAUCACGUUAAUAAGGGUGUCGUGGUGCUGCCCAAGUCUGUGACAGAGAAGCGUAUCUCCUCCAAUAGACAGGUGAUUACCCUCUCAGAGAGUGAUUUAGCUCUACUGGAUGGUUUGGCUGCUGGUGGGAAGGCCAAGCGAAUCAACACUCCUAAAUGGGGCUUUGACCUCGGGUUUGAUGACUGGUAUGGUCCUGUCAAGUCGCAAUAA
Clonostachys byssicola is the source of this 945-nucleotide messenger RNA. The record is from the annotation of a GenBank genome assembly. NCBI's taxonomy places the organism in Eukaryota, Fungi, Ascomycota, Sordariomycetes, Hypocreales, Bionectriaceae.